Messenger RNA from Suillus paluster, 748 nucleotides. RefSeq lists its product as uncharacterized. The transcript is spliced from 3 exons. NCBI's taxonomy places the organism in Eukaryota, Fungi, Basidiomycota, Agaricomycetes, Boletales, Suillaceae. The coding region runs from base 75 to 629 and encodes 184 amino acids. Gene Ontology annotation, cellular component: mitochondrion. Gene Ontology annotation, molecular function: structural constituent of ribosome. The record is from RefSeq and is a predicted model, not a curated record.
AUUCAACUAGAGCAAACAACCCGUAGCCAACUUGAAUCUGGCACUGCUAAAUUUCACUCUCAACCUCAUUCAAGAUGCCUCGGAAGCCCAAGUCCAUUCCAGGCCCUUCUCGCCUGUCUAUUAUACUGAAGGACCUUAACAAGGAGCCACGACUUUCCUUGACCGGUCUGCGGGGAAUAAGCUUGACGAUGGCUGCAAGAAACGAUCAUUUUGGUGCACGGCAUUUUGUGAAGGAAGAGCUCACACGCAUACGUUAUGCCAAUCCACAACUCAAUGUUGAGGUGAACAAGCGUCCGAAGACGAUACAAGACCUUUGGACGCCUGAGAUGGUCGUCGAGUUUGAGGACGGAGCCAAGACCACCAUCGACAUGUCAAAUAAAUGGUCCACAUCCAUUGCCAAAGAAUUAAUGGACCUUGCUGGCGGUGACUCAUGGAAAGAGUACAAGGCGGCCGCUCAAGCUGCUGGUCUGCCCAUUCUCCCAGGCGAGGAGAAUGAACGCUUAGCAGCUGCUAAGAAACGGACACCGAAGUCGAACCCACGUAGCCCAGAGAAUCUGGAGGCCAUGGUGGAAAAUAUGUUGUCGUCACCUGAGCGUCCGAAGACUGGAGCUGCUGCCAUACUACCAUAGCUUAAUGAUAUUCUCGCUUCAUCAAUUAGACAUGCACGUGUUACCCAAUAACAGAUACACUAAAGACACGUAGUACUGGUGGAAUUGACAUAGGGGGUGGUCCGAUCAUCCAGCGAACC